CGUUUCGUUAACGAUUUAUUGAACCGGGAAGUCCGAAUCUGUCAAUAUCUUUCUAACUUUACCUAAGUCGUUAUUUCAUCCGGAAGGCUCCGAGCUGCGGUUAAAUCAAUGUACCGUGCGCAUUGUUAGUGCGGAUUGUUAGUGCGCAUUGUUAGCGCCGUUAUCUUGAACGGCUUUCCUGAGACUCCACAGAGCGGGGCGGUCGCGAGGGCUCCACUUGUGUAUCUACAAAAAUGUUAAACUUUGGUUCCAAAAAACAUUCCGUACGAGCAACUAAUAUCUCCCAACAACGUGUAACAAGUUAACGAUAUCUACGUUUCAAUGUUGGAGAGACGGUUGCCUUUGGAGCAACGUUAAUUUGCCGUGAAUUUGUCGUUCUUGUUAUUGUCGUCAGUGAAAGUUGUCUCAUUAACUGGUAGAUAUACUUAACGUUAGCUACAUUUUUCGCGUACGCGGACGUCAUCUCUACUCUAUACUUUUAGGUUACAUUUUAGAGAGAAACUUUCUCCACACCUGAGGGACGACGUCACUAACGCUAGUAACGGUUUUAGAGAAAUAAAAUGUAUGUUAUAACAUAUGAACCGUUUAUGAGUUAUGACUUUAACACUAUAGAGUAGACUAUAACCAUUACACAUGCACACAUGUAGCGUUAAAGGAGUUAAAUGUGCUCCACCAGUAAUGUGUAAUGAUACAGUAAUAGAACAAUAACAUAGUGUUCACAAUAUUAAAGUUCAGCACAAUGAGUGUAUUUUUUAACCUGCACAUUGUCACAUAAGUACAAGUUUAAAUAUGGGACCUUUACUUAGUAUCUUAAUGUAAGUAAUUUGAUAUUUAUUUCAGAGAUGGAUUCAAAUACUUUUUUCAUAGUUGUGCAUUAAAAUGUUGUGCUGCCAGCUUGAGUGUCCCACACUGCAAAUAUGUCCUCAGACAGCUGUUGCAUGCCAUCACUGUGCUUGGAUCUAAAAAGUAACUUCUUCAUUAAUGAGACCAGAUCCCUGAGAGCGCCCCGCCCUCCUCACAGACACCAGAGGCCUUCUCAGAUUCUACUGUGGAGGAGACCAGCAUGAGGCUUCCUAAAUGCUGGGCAGCGCCCAGGUGUGUGGUGGUAGUGGUUGUGGCUUUAGGUUUGCUGUGGAUGGUCUCUCUGCCACGGACGGAGACGGGGACGAGCAAACCUCUGGACUGGCACGUGGACCAUGCACAUAGAAAGCAGGUGCACGAGCACGUGCGCAGCGUUCUGGAGAGUCCGUGUCGUCCCGGCAGCACCCGGCUGAGCUUGUCGGCCCGACUCCCGGCUUCCAGUCACGUGACCCGGCCCUUUCUGUGGAAGGACGUGACGCUCUCCGAGGACCUCUUCCUGUACCCGCCACCAUUCGGCUUCAGAGGUCUUCGGGGCAAAGUGGAGGACUUGCUGAAGCAGCUGCCAGACUCUGACUCCGAGCCCCAGACAGAGAAGACAUCAGAUGAAUGUCGGCGCUGUGUGGUCUUGGGAAAUGGAGGCAUUCUCCGAGGCCUGGAGCUGGGUCAACUCAUCGACCGGUUUGACACCAUUAUCAGGUUGAAUAGUGGUCCUCUGGGAGAGUUCAGCGUUGACGUCGGGAAUCGAACCAGCAUCCGGAUGAGUUACCCAGAGGGCACACCUCCGCACUGGAUCGACACAGACCCACACGCUCUGUUUGUUGCUGUCGUGUAUAAAGGUGUGGACAUCAGCUGGAUCUCUGCCAUGAUCAACAAGUUCUCUGUGCCGCUCUGGGACUGGCUCUUCUUCUGGCAGAAGGUUCCAGAUCGAAUGGCUCUAGAACCCCACAGGUUCAGACUUCUAAACCCUCAUGUCAUCAGAGAGACCGCAUUGGACCUACUGCAAUACCCUCCACCCAGAACACGCCUGUGGGGAAGCGACCAGAAUGUGCCCACCAUUGGGGUCUCCGCACUGAACUUAGCCAGCCGGCUGUGUGACGAGGUCAGCCUGGCAGGCUUCGGCUACCAGCUGUCCCAGCAGAGGGCGCCGCUGCACUACUACGACCGGCUGCCCAUGGCCACCAUGCUGAAGCAGACAUCCCACAACGUGAACAGAGAGACUGAGCUCCUGCAGAGCCUAGUCAGAGAGGGAGCCAUCACUGACCUGACGGGGGGCAUUCACUGCCCCUUCUGUCCCCGCUGACCACUGCACUUCUAUCAGUCUAAAGCACUUCCCUUCUCCGUCGUAAAGGGCUUGUUAAGCACACAGUACACACUGGACAUAAACACGGAAAAGCAACGGCAAGGCCAACGGACUCACAAACGUGUGAGGAGCAAAGAAUGAAAGAAAAACAAAACUCUAUUCUCAUAUGUGUAAUAUUUGUCACAAAGUGCUUCUUGAAGAACAAGGGACAUAAAAACAAAAUGAAAGUUAUCCGGCCUACAUGGCUUUACAUGUCUGUCAGUAUUUCAGUUUGAAAGUGACCAAAGAAAUGGCCUCGCAGCAGCAAUAUCUUUCUUCUGUCCCAUCGACUUUCAAACCAACCACUGGAAGAAUUUCCUCAGCUGACCAUAAGGAAACUGGGGCACAUGCCGAAUUAUAAUUUUUAAUGACUUUAAUCUGCAUCAGCAUUUCUGACAUGUAUUUCCCUAGAUAUUCAAUGUAUUACAGCUAUUUUAAACAUCAGUAACUAUGAUGGUAUUACUGCACAGAAAGCUCAACCGCCUCUGAAUUUAGGACUGCUUCAUUGGUGAUACGAUGAUCUUCUUCGUAUCGUGAUAGUUCUCCGAGCACUGUGAUGUAAGACGGUUCUCUCAGAACCUCCCUGUCAGCAGACUUAUCUGAGCCAGAACUAUUCUUCCUCUGGUUCAAGAGACGUUUUGUCCACUUUCAACUAUUGAACGAGUUAAAUAUGUUAAAAAUGCAUUUUGAAGAAGUAAAGCAUGUUUAUUUUUAGUAACACUGGAACAAAACAGAUCUUUAUUUCAAGCUACAGAGGAAUGUGAACAUCCCUACAAAGUGGAUCGAUCUGCAUCAGUCGAGACCUUUUCUCCAAGCAGGCUUCAAACAGUUGAAGUAUAUGAAAUGUAUUUGUUCACAGUUUCAUUUUUAUGUUUUUAAUGUGUUGGGGAAAAAAAAAGAUGGAGGUUGUGUGUUGCCUACAGAAUGCUGUGACAUAAUAUAAUAUUUGUUAUUCCACUGUAAAUUAGCAGCUAAACAACUGAACAAUGACUUCUGUUCAUUUUCUCUGUGCUGCAACUUCUGAUGAUGAUUCACAAGAAGUCUCAUUUUUAUACUUCGCAGCUGCACCUUGUUUAUUCUGCAGUCUGUAAAAACAAACGUAGUGUACACAUGAAAUGUGUUAUUUAUGAAUUGUGUUUUUUUUAAUUACUGUAUCAUUUUCAUUGUUUGUAUUGCAGUUGAUAACAUUUACACAACACUUCCAGUGACUCAUCUCCAGAGAGAUUGUCAAUACUUUUGUUCAUUCAAAUAUUUUAUCAGGACGAGUUAGUUGAAAAACAAAGCAGACGUAAUGAUUAAAAAAAACAAUCCUUUUAAAUGUGAAUUUUACAGUGUUCCAAGGAAUUUAAAAACAAGUCUUGUUUAAAACAACCAGCUGACCAACAGAAGGAGAUGAAUACCUGCACGACUUUAAUGUGACUAGAAAGAUGGAUGAUGCCGCUUUCUUUUCCACUAGGGUUUUAGAUUUGUAUCAGUCUUAAUUUAUUGUACUGUUGUUGAACCUUUCUUAUUAUUAAAAGGUACAAAACAAA
This is a messenger RNA of Anarrhichthys ocellatus (wolf-eel), 3732 nucleotides long. RefSeq names its product ST3 beta-galactoside alpha-2,3-sialyltransferase 5 (gene st3gal5). Bases 1064 to 2161 code for a protein of 365 amino acids. The transcript is spliced from 8 exons. The record is from RefSeq and is a predicted model, not a curated record. Gene Ontology annotation, molecular function: lactosylceramide alpha-2,3-sialyltransferase activity. NCBI's taxonomy places the organism in Eukaryota, Metazoa, Chordata, Actinopteri, Perciformes, Anarhichadidae.